UUUCUUUUUUCUUUUUCUUUUUUUGUUUAAUAAUGUAUAAAGCAAGCUUAUUAGCCAUUGCUUCUCUCGUUUUAUCUGUCACUGCGCAGACACCCGUAACAAACAUCAUUCAAGGAUGUGUGACCAAUUAUGAUGCAACUAUUGAUUAUUUCCCUGAAAAAAUCAAUGCUGCUGAUGACAAGGCCAACAUUUUCAGUAUUGAAUAUUACAAGAAUUAUAAAGUAAUCCAAAAUCAUCAUAAUAAGCAAUCCUAUGUCCUGGUUCAAUGUGGCACACCCACGCCCUCAAAUAUUACCAAUAAUACAGAGGUAUAUCAAGUACCUAUCACAAAGGCCGGCGUCAUGGAAACAUCCAUUGUGCCUUAUCUUGAAAUGAUUGGUGCUGCUGAAUCCAUUUCACUUAUUGCUGAUGGUAACUUAAUCUCUUCUCCUUGUUUCCAGAAAUACCUAAGUUCUGGCAAUGUUACUAUCCUUGAAAGUACAAAUCAAACCUUACAGAAACAACAAAUUGAUGCUGUUCAGGUUCAAUUCGGCUCUAACCCUUAUGCCUAUGCUUCUACACCUAUUGAUCCUAAUUCUACGGUUGCUGCAAGUGAAGCUUUUGAACCCGAUGUCUUGGGCCGUUCUUCUUGGAUCUCAUAUUAUGCUGCCUUUUACAAUCUUGAAGGAGUUGCCAAUGGUAUUAGACAAAACAUAACCGACAAUUACAACCGUCUCAAGGCCGCUGCUGCCAAUUAUCCAAAGAAACCAGUUGUCGCAUGGGCUACUUACGAAGCAGCCAGUAAAUACAACAACAAUACUGCUAGUUAUACGCUCAAGAACGAUUCAUACAAGGUUCAAUUGACUCGUGACGCAGGUGGUGUCAUGCUUAACCCCAACGCCGCUACCUAUUCCUCUGCCUCUGAUUUACUCGCUGCCAUUAGUUCUGCUGAUAUCUUAAUUGACGAGACCUAUAUUGGCUCCAAUCUAACCGACUUUUUAAAGAACUAUGGUAUCCCCGAAUCGGAUUCGAACAAGUACAACUUUUUGAAGCGCAAGUCGGUCUAUCGUGAGGACGGUAUCUUGACAGCUGCAGGUGGCUACGAUUGGUUCGAAGCUCCCUUUGCCAUGGCCGAUGCAUUGUUGGAAGAUAUGAUCAAUGUUGUCAAUCCUGUCGCGCCUUCCUCGGAUUAUAAGCGUCACUGGCUCCGUAACAUUGCAUUGAACGAACCCAUUAAAUAUGUUACAAGCGCCAAUUGUACAUGGUCUGAGAAUGCACCCAGACCGAACCUCGCAACCGAGUUCAACGGUGGUAACUUUAGCUUAUCCUCUGAAUCUGGAGCGUCUUCUAUUGGUAUUAACAUCAUCUCUCUCUUUGGUAUUUCUCUCUUCUCCUUGUACUUUUUGUAAUAAUAAAUAAUAUUGCUC
Messenger RNA from Rhizopus microsporus ATCC 52813, 1406 nucleotides. RefSeq lists its product as uncharacterized. The record is from RefSeq and is a predicted model, not a curated record. The transcript is spliced from 5 exons. Lineage: Eukaryota; Fungi; Mucoromycota; Mucoromycetes; Mucorales; Rhizopodaceae. The coding region runs from base 33 to 1388 and encodes 451 amino acids.